AUGUCCGAGACUGAAGCAACGCACAACGACGACACACUGCAGGCAGGGCCGCAUGCCAGCACUACCAACCACGAGGACGAAAGGGAUGCCGACACAUUCGAAGAUGCUACCGACGCGACAUCUGCUGCCGCUGCUCAAGAUUCAGCAACCCAACCAAUCUCGCAUCAGGGAGACAAUACCGACGAUGAAUCCCGCAUAGUCACGGACAGGAUGCACUCGGAUGACACAGCACCCAGACUAUCCACCUCGAUUGCGCCGGGAGCUUUUGACGUCGACGACAUUGGACACGUGCUCGCCGAAGGUGCUGAUGCUAAGAAAGAGACUGUACCAGAGAAUACAGCAAACGAAGAAACUCAAUCUGCUACGGCAACCUCAUUGAAACAAGCAGCCUCCAAUCAGGCCCAAAGUCGACCCUCGAUAGCCAAAUCGCUGAACGAGGAAGCCGCGACGGCCGGCGGAGCCCAGGACAAGCGAAGCAGCAUCGACAUCAUCACCCAAACCACGCCCGACAACGACCAAGACGACAUGCCUCGAGCCCAAAAGUCUCGCCAAAACACUCUCGAAUCCGUACCCGAGCUACCUCCCGCCGUGCCCGAGAAAGACAAUGAGAACGAACCUGUAAAAGGGCUAUCGGGCGACCUCCCUACUCUCAACUACCCUCCUCCGCCGCCACCACCGAUACAAAAGUCGCAAACCUUCAUGGCUUCGCCUACAGUAGAAAAGCCCCCAACCACACGGAAAGUCUCGAGCCCAUUUGCUUGGUUCUCACGGGCUCGGAAAGCAACAUCUCCGUCUCGCCCCACGAGUCCGCGACGAAACACAGCUUCAUCUCUGCAGAGCCUGACCACAAGCCCCGACUCCAACGACGAUGCUUCUCAUCAACGAACCCUGAAAGACCGUUUCCACAUUUUGCGACUUCAAGGCGAAUCAGCCAUCUCGACCGACGACAGUCUGGCUCUGCCUCAGGGUCGCCAUGGUCGCGCCGGCAGUUUACAAGGCCCUACCAAGGAAGAAGGAGGUCAGCUAAGCCCUCCAUUCACGCCCCGAGCAAAUUCCUUCUCCGCCAUUUCAUCACCAACUACAAAGCUUCCUCCUGGUACCGUCGCAGGAGAUGCUGCUGGUCCAUCAGUCGAACAGGCCGAGGUCAAUUGGGAUCUCUGGCAGUCUGUUGUUGAAGAAGGCCCAUGCGCUGUCGCACGUACAAGUGGAGACGAACUCAAUCGCGCAAUUGCCAAUGGCAUUCCUCAGCCCAUCCGUGGCGUGGUUUGGCAAGUCAUGGCAGAGAGCAAGAAUGAUGAGCUAGAGCAGGUAUACCGCGAAUUGGUCGCUAGAGGCACCGAUAAGGAGGUUAUUCAGCCAUCUACUGUCCGUCGUAUCAGCGGUACUGGUGAGAAAGAGUCAAUCACCUCUUCUGCCUCUUCCGUGCACUCGGAUGUUUCUGCGUCUGUCUCUCCUCAGAUGAACGGUGCCGAAGCAUCCACGUCACCUGAGAGAAAACGCAGAUCAAAGGAUGAGACUGCUGCUUUGCAGAAGCUUGAGAAGACCAUCAGACGUGAUCUCGGCGCACGAACAGCCUACUCCAAAUACAUUGCCAGCGCAGGUCUCCAAGACGGCCUGUAUGGUAUCUGCAAAGCAUAUGCUCUCUACGAUGAACCAGUGGGUUACGCUCAGGGCAUGAACUUCAUUGCUAUGCCUCUACUCUUCAACAUGCCAGAAGAGGAAGCCUUCACCUUGUUCGUCCGACUUAUGUCAAAGUACAACCUCCGCUCUCUCUUCACCGCCGAAAUGACCGGCCUGCAUCUACACCUCUACCUGUUUGAACGCCUACUGGAAGACUACGAACCGGCACUCUACUGUCACCUACAUCGACGUGGGGUUCCUCCAAACCUAUAUGCCACACAAUGGUUCCUCACGCUUUUCGCCUAUCGCUUCCCUCUUCAACUCGUUCUUCGCGUCUACGAUCUCGUCCUUAGCGAAGGCCUGGGCGCCAUCCUCAAGUUCGGUAUUGCACUUAUGCAACGGAACGCCCAGACCCUGCUCGAGAUGAAGGAUAUGGUUCAACUAUCCACCCAUCUCAAAGAACGCCUCUUCGACGUCUACAUUGACAAAUCCCCUUCCGCAACCUCAAUCCUCGAAUCUGAAGUCUAUCGCGCCGAUGAACUCGUCCGCGAUGCCUGUGCCGUUGUCAUCACACCCGAAACCCUCGCAGCAUAUACCUCAGAAUUCGAAGAGAAGACCCGCGCAGAAAAGGACCGCGAAAUUGAGUUGGAGUCACUAAAGAACGAAAACGCAAACCUCAGCACACGCGUGCGGAAACUGGAACUGCGCACCCAGCAAUCUGAUGCCGAGCACGUGGACCUAGCAUCCUCUCUGGUGCGCACAAAAGUGGAAAACGACUCGCUCCUGGACGAAAAUGAAAGUCUGAAGAUGCAGGUCGAGGAGUUGANNGGAAAAUGGUCGACAAGCAACCGCAAGGAGGUUGAAGACCGCUUGAAAGGGNAAAUGGACAAGAUCAUGGCGAGAAACAUCGAAGUGCAGAAUAACAACCGUGGACUAGAGGAGCGAUUGCAGGAGAUGGAGCAAGAGUUGGUGGGGACGAAGAUGAUANUGAAUGGCGAACACGAUGCUCUCAAGCAGAAAUUGAGGGAUAUUCAGAAUAUGCUGGCGAGCACUGAUGAUGGGCAAAAGUAA
Aureobasidium vineae is the source of this 2691-nucleotide messenger RNA. The record is from the annotation of a GenBank genome assembly. Lineage: Eukaryota; Fungi; Ascomycota; Dothideomycetes; Dothideales; Saccotheciaceae.